AUGCUGCGACUUCCCGCAGCCAUCCUGCUCGCCCUCACCCCAGCGAGGGCGACCCGCCUCCGGCUCGUCAGCUUCAACAUCCACGGUUGGCGCGAUGCGGACCACACAGACAGGCUCAGCGACCUCAUCAAAGCCAUCGCAGCCCUUCGGCCCGACGUGGUCUGCCUGAACGAGGUGCUCUUCCCGUUUGUCGGCCCGCCCAAAGAGGAUCCCUACUGGGAGGCUGUGCGCGAGCGGCGCGGCUACCUCCACGUGCCGCCGGCCGGGAGCAGGCCAGACGAGCGGGACGAAGACAACUAUCUGCGGCGGCUCGCUGCCGCGCUGGGCCUGCCGCACAUUUGCUUCGGGGCGGCUGUCGGCACCGACCCAGAGCCGCGCCCGUUUGCGCGCUGCUUCUUUGCGCAGUACCCCUUCGGCAACGCCAUCCUCUCGCGCUUCCCUCUCUCCGAUGUGCGUCACUCGCUGCUCUCCGUGUCUCCCGCCGACCUGACGUGCGGCGACCAGCCUCGCACAGACAGCGACUUGGAGCACCGCGCCCUCACCACGGCCCGGCUGCGGCUGCCGGGAGGCGGGAGCCUCGGCGUCGCUGUCGCCGCCGCCGUCGAGCGAUGCGCUGGCGCGUUUGGGUCGCUGCCGCAUGUCCUGUGCGGCGACCUCAACUCUUUCAGCAGGGGAGACAUGAGCGCGCGGCAGUGGAGUGAGAUCUGCGCGCUGUACGAGAGCCGCGGCUGGGGCUCGCCGCGGCCCGACUCGCUGGUGCGAGCCGUCCUGCACGCCGCCGGCUACUGCGACAGCUUCGGGGCCAUCCUCCGACCUGCUGUCCUUCCAAACGUGCUGCCUCCCCCGACCUGCUGGACGAACACUCGGCUCGACUACGUGCUCCUCUCGCAGGUGGCGGCGGCCGGGGCGGUGCGGGUGACGGCCCACAAGACGUUGUCGGAGCUUCGCGCAAAGGUCAAGGACCUGGAGGCCAAGAAGCUCAAGGAGUGA
Messenger RNA from Emiliania huxleyi CCMP1516, 990 nucleotides. RefSeq lists its product as hypothetical. The coding region runs from base 1 to 990 and encodes 329 amino acids. Gene Ontology annotation, biological process: GPI anchor biosynthetic process. The record is from RefSeq and is a predicted model, not a curated record. The transcript has 4 exons. Lineage: Eukaryota; Haptophyta; Isochrysidales; Noelaerhabdaceae. Gene Ontology annotation, molecular function: catalytic activity.